AUGGUCAGCCCCGGCUCCCCGUCAUCGGCGCCCGCCACUUGGGACCCGGGGAACGCCUCUUCCGCCUGGCCCCCGGACGCGUCCGUGGGAAACGCGUCCGUGGGAAACGCGUCCGCGGGCCCCGGUCCGGCGGGGCUGGCCGUCAGCUGCGUCCUCAUCCCGCUGGUCUACCUGGUGGUGUGCGUGGUCGGCCUGCUCGGGAACUCGCUGGUCAUCUACGUGGUCCUGCGCCACACGGCCGGCCCGUCCGUCACCAGCGUCUACAUCCUCAACCUGGCGCUGGCGGACGAGCUCUUCAUGCUGGGCCUGCCCUUCCUGGCCGCCCAGAACGCCCUGUCCUACUGGCCCUUCGGGUCCCUCAUGUGCCGCCUGGUCAUGGCCGUGGACGGCAUCAACCAGUUCACCAGCAUCUUCUGCCUCACCGUCAUGAGCGUGGACCGCUACCUGGCCGUGGUGCACCCGGCGCGGUCCGCCCGCUGGCGCACGACCCCCGUGGCCCGCGGGGUCAGCGCGGCCGUGUGGCUGGCCUCGGCCGUGGUGGUGCUGCCCGUGGUGGUCUUCUCGGGGGUCCCCAGGGGCAUGAGCACCUGCCACAUGCAGUGGCCCGAGCCGGCGGCGGCCUGGAGGGCCGGCUUCAUCAUCUACACGGCCGCGCUGGGCUUCUUCGGGCCGCUGCUGGUCAUCUGCCUCUGCUACCUGCUCAUCGUGGUGAAGGUGCGCUCGGCCACGCGCCGCGUGCGGGCCCCCGCGGGCCACGGCUGGGUGCGGGCGCCCGCCGCCGCCGGGCCGCAGCAGCUGCGGCGGCUGCGGCGGCGGCGCUCCGAGCGCAGGGUCACCCGCAUGGUGGUGGCCGUGGUGGCCCUGUUCGUCCUCUGCUGGAUGCCCUUCUACGUGCUCAACAUCGUCAACGUGGUGUGCCCGCUGCCCGAGGGGCCCGCCUUCUUCGGCCUCUACUUCCUGGUGGUGGCGCUGCCCUACGCCAACAGCUGCGCCAACCCCGUCCUCUACGGCUUCCUCUCCUACCGCUUCAAGCAGGGCUUCCGCAGGGUCCUGCUGCGCCCGUCCCGCCGCGUGCACAGCCGGGAGCCCGCGGCAGCGGCGGGGCCUCCGGAGAGGACGGACGACAGGGAGGAGGAGGAGGAGGAGGAGGAGGGGGAGGACGGGGAGGAGGGGGACUUCGACGAGGGGAGGGAGGGGGGGCCGAGGAGAGGGAAGGGGAUGAAUGGCGGGAUCCGCCACGCGGCACAGCCCGGCACCAGCAGGCGGGGGCACCCGCCCGGCACGGCCAGGGAGCACCAGCCCCUGCCCCAGCAGCCCUGGGCUGAGGACAAGUCCAGCCGUCGACGCACCAGCUAUCUCUAGAGG
Perognathus longimembris pacificus (Pacific pocket mouse) is the source of this 1365-nucleotide messenger RNA. It is a transcript of the gene Sstr3, whose product is annotated as somatostatin receptor 3. Bases 1 to 1362 code for a protein of 453 amino acids. Gene Ontology annotation, cellular component: neuron projection; membrane. The record is from RefSeq and is a predicted model, not a curated record. Gene Ontology annotation, molecular function: somatostatin receptor activity; neuropeptide binding. The transcript has a single exon. Gene Ontology annotation, biological process: neuropeptide signaling pathway. Lineage: Eukaryota; Metazoa; Chordata; Mammalia; Rodentia; Heteromyidae.